Molecule: messenger RNA, 1332 nt
Organism: Zeugodacus cucurbitae (melon fly)
Lineage: Eukaryota; Metazoa; Arthropoda; Insecta; Diptera; Tephritidae
Product: CD63 antigen
Exons: 5
Coding region: 184-891 (235 amino acids)
Cellular component (GO): membrane
Source: RefSeq, a predicted model, not a curated record
AUCUUGAACAUCGAAGUGGUGAAAAGAUUUUAAAAUAUUUGAAGUCAAUCGUUGUAAAAAAAAGUGAAGUAAAAAGAAGAAUUUUGAAGAAAAAGUAUAUUUUUUAUUGAACAUAAUAUUUUUGUACGCUAUUGAUAAUCUAGAAAUCGGAAGUCUGCAACUCAAACCAAACAAUAAGGCAAAAUGGCUUCUGGCGGCUUAACUUGUGUGAAGUUUAUUACAUUUUUUUGUAAUCUACUUUUCGCUUUGAGCGGGCUGCUCAUUCUUAUUGUGGGUGCCAUGGUGCAAUUGAACUAUGCGCAUUACUCGAAUUUCGUCAGCAACCACAUUUGGACCGUGCCCAUUAUUUUGAUUAUCGUCGGCGCAACCAUAGCAUUCAUCUGUUUCCUCGGCUGCUGUGGCGCCUUGAAGGAGAAUAGUUGCAUGAUAUUGUCAUUUGCUAUUUUGGCGGUUAUUAUUUUCUUGUUCGAAAUCGGUUUAGGCAUAGCUGGCUAUGUUAAGCAUGCUUCGCUGAGUGACAUAAUGGAAGAGCAGUUCAAUUCAACCAUGAAGGAAUACAACGAACGCAAGGAAAACCGUGAUGCAUGGUCGCUUUUGCAAAGUGAGAUGGAUUGCUGCGGCACCUUUGGUCCGAAAGAUUGGGUGCCGAUAUUUCACAACAGCUCCUUGCCACCUGCAUGCUGCGCUGUCAUCAAUUUGAACGAAGCUCAAGACUGUACGGUUGUGCACGCCCAUUCGGAAGGCUGUCUAAAUAAACUACUCACACUACUCGACUCCAAAACAUUAACUUUAGCCGGCGUAGUACUCGGUGUAGCGGGUAUACAGCUACUGACUAUACUCUUCGCCUUCUGUCUGUUUCGUUCGUUCCGACGCAGCUACCAAACGGUUUAAAAGGCAUCUUGAAAUGCCUUGCAAUAUACAACUAAUAUGGGUUAACUGUUAGAAGCUCUCAAUAUACGACGAAUUUAAAUCCUGAGAUGCGUUUUAAGAAUUUAUUUCAAUUGGCUAUCAAAGCAGUUUAAUGCGAACAAAAUAAUAACUAGAAAUCGUGCUGAUAAUGAAGUUAAUGUAUUGAAGUCAACCACGAGCACACAAAUCACAUUUAUUAUUAUUAUAUACGUACAUAUGUAAUAGCUGCACUGUUAAGCAGAAGUCGAGCUCUUAAUAUCACUUAUUCAUAUCGAUGUUAUAUGUUAAUUAAAAAGUUGUGAAGCUUAAGCUCAACUUUGUAAAUGACAAAGAGCAAUUAAGAACAAUAUUAUAUGAAUUUACACUUGUAUGCACUUUUUAUAAACCUAUUGUAUAUCCAAAUAUAUGUAUGUAGACUGGCAA